AUGAACGGGAGAGGGCUGAGCGGAGUAGAGAGGGAGUACAUAAGGCAGCACCAUAAUCAUGAGGUCGAGGAUAAUCAGUGCAGUUCCUUUCUCAUCAAGCACAUAAAAGCCCCUGUGAAUCUCGUCUGGUCUUUGGUGAGGAGGUUUGAUCAACCACAAGGGUACAAGCCAUUUGUAAGCCGUUGUGUUGUGCAGGGGAAUCUUGAAAUUGGCAGUCUGAGGGAAGUUGAUGUGAAGUCGGGUCUUCCUGCCACUACCAGCACAGAGAGGUUAGAACUUCUUGACGAUGAAGAGCAUAUACUCAGUUUCAAGAUCAUUGGUGGAGACCACAGACUUAGAAACUACUCUUCCACCAUAUCUGUUCAUCCAGAAGUCAUUGAAGGCAGACCUGGGACCACGGUGAUUGAAUCGUAUGUAGUGGACGUGCCUGAAGGGAACACCAAGGAUGAAACUUGCUACUUUGUUGAUGCACUGAUCAAGUGCAAUCUCAAAUCGCUUGCUGAUGUUUCUGAAAGACGUGCUGUGCAGGACAGGACUGAGCCCAUCGACCGCGUAUAG
Messenger RNA from Fraxinus pennsylvanica, 558 nucleotides. NCBI's taxonomy places the organism in Eukaryota, Viridiplantae, Streptophyta, Magnoliopsida, Lamiales, Oleaceae. The record is from the annotation of a GenBank genome assembly.